Gambusia affinis (western mosquitofish) is the source of this 3767-nucleotide messenger RNA. RefSeq names its product solute carrier family 32 member 1 (gene slc32a1). Gene Ontology annotation, biological process: amino acid transmembrane transport. NCBI's taxonomy places the organism in Eukaryota, Metazoa, Chordata, Actinopteri, Cyprinodontiformes, Poeciliidae. The coding region runs from base 584 to 2164 and encodes 526 amino acids. Gene Ontology annotation, cellular component: vacuolar membrane. Gene Ontology annotation, molecular function: amino acid transmembrane transporter activity. The transcript is spliced from 2 exons. The record is from RefSeq and is a predicted model, not a curated record.
CUGGAGACGUGCUUUGCAUUGGCAGGCGGAUGAGGACACGUGUCUCGUCCCUGCCUCCCCCUCCCCGGGCUCCACGGUACCGCAUUGGCAUCAGUAGAGGCACCUGAACUCCUGGGGAAAGCUGCCUGCCACCUUAUAGCUACCCCCUAAAAUAAAGAACCCGCAGCACAGUCCCUGCAGGAACCUGUGGCUUGACUUUUUUUUCUUUUUCUUUUUCGUUUUUUUUUGGUCGUGCGUAAAGCUUUUGCGCACAGCGCCUCGGAGACUGAAAAGGUGCGCUUACACUCGUCGAGCGUCAGAUCGCAGCACCAGGAUGCAGAAACGGAGCAGCGACGUCUGAAGGUGACAUGAACCUGGGGAUAGUCAAGAGCAUCAGCCGCACACACAACAAGAAGUGGAGAUAGCAACUGAAAACCGUCGUGUCUUGAAGCCAAACUUGCGCUUUUCCCUUUGGCUUUAUCUCAUGCUGAGAUUAAGGAGCUGCAGAACACAGUAGCCUCAUUUUUCAUUGAGUGGGGGGUAAAAGGAAGAAAAAAACAUCUAAUUAGUCAGUGGACAGUUUAGGGUCAGCAGAGGAGGAAAAAUGGCGACAUUAAUAAGAGGCAAGAUUUCUAAUAAACUGUCAAACGCAGCCACGGCUGUGUCCAACAAAUCCACGGCAAAGGUGAGCGGGAUGUUCGCCAGGAUGGGCUUCCAGGCCGCCACGGACGAGGAGGCUCUGGGCUUUGUCGCCUGCGACGACCUGGAUUACGACCACCGUCAGGGCAUGCAGAUGGACAUUCUGUCCUCCGACGAGAUCGGAGGAGAGGGUGGCGGAGAAGACGGAGGGCUGGAGGGGGACAGCCACUACCAGAGAGACGGCACCGGUCCGCCGCACUCUGCCUCCAAGGACGGGGGCUCGAACAACGAGUUGUCCGAAGUUAAACCAAAAAUCACCGCCUGGGAAGCGGGCUGGAACGUCACGAACGCAAUCCAGGGGAUGUUCGUUCUGGGCUUGCCCUACGCCAUCCUGCAUGGAGGAUACCUCGGACUCUUUCUCAUUAUUUUCGCCGCCGUGGUGUGCUGCUACACGGGGAAAAUCCUCAUCGCCUGCCUGUACGAGGAGGACGAAGACGGGCAGCUCGUCCGUGUGAGGGACUCCUAUGUGGACAUUGCCAACGCCUGCUGCGCGCCCAGGUUCCCAACGCUGGGCGGUCACGUCGUGAAUGUAGCUCAGAUCAUAGAGCUGGUGAUGACUUGUAUUCUGUACGUGGUCGUCAGCGGGAAUCUCAUGUACAACAGCUUCCCCAACACGCCCAUCUCCCAGAAGUCUUGGGCCAUCAUCGCUACCGUCGCUCUGCUCCCCUGCGCCUUCCUCAAGAACCUGAAAGCCGUCUCCAAGUUCAGCUUGUUGUGCACGAUGGCGCAUUUCGUCAUCAACGUCCUGGUGAUCGCCUACUGCCUAUCCAGGGCGAGGGACUGGGCCUGGGACAAGGUCAAGUUUUACAUCGAUGUCAAGAAGUUCCCCAUCUCCAUUGGGAUUAUCGUGUUCAGCUACACCUCGCAGAUCUUCCUGCCGUCCCUGGAGGGGAACAUGCAUAAACCCAGCGAGUUCCACUGCAUGAUGAAAUGGACUCACAUCGCUGCCUGUAUCCUCAAGGGGCUGUUCGCCCUGGUGGCCUACCUGACCUGGGCGGACGAAACCAAGGAGGUGAUCACAGACAACCUGCCACCAACUAUCCGAGCCGUGGUCAACCUCUUCCUGGUGGCCAAAGCUUUGCUGUCCUACCCGCUGCCCUUUUUCGCCGCCGUGGAGGUGUUGGAGAAAACCUUCUUCCAGGACGGGGGCCGCGCCUUCUUUCCGGACUGCUACGGAGGCGAUGGACGCCUAAAGUCCUGGGGACUGACUCUCCGAUGUAUACUAGUGGUGUUCACCUUGCUCAUGGCGAUCUAUGUGCCGCACUUCGCCCUGCUCAUGGGCCUCACCGGCAGCCUGACGGGCGCCGGGCUCUGCUUUCUGCUUCCCAGCAUCUUCCACCUCAAGCUCUUAUGGAGAAAGCUUCAGUGGCACCAGGUGUUCUUUGACGUCUCCAUCUUUGUAAUAGGCGGUAUAUGCAGCAUAUCCGGUUUCAUCCACUCCAUAGAGGGGCUCAUAGAGGCUUUCAAAUAUAACAUAGAAGAAUAGAGACGAGUCAUUGGAUGCAUCCCAAUAAAUUAGAAUAGAAUCAUAAAGCAAAUUUAUUUUACUAAUUCAGUUUAAAAAGUGAAACUCAUAUAUAGCUAUUCAUUGCAUACAGUGGCACAUUUUCCAAAUUUGUUUUCUAGUCAUUUUGCCUAUACAAAAUGAAAACCCCAAAUUCAGUUACUUUAAGAAGAAAAAUAUUCCAAAGACCAAUAAAAAGAUCAAUUUUGAUAAAAAUAUGUGCUAUUAUCACCACAGCAGUUUUCAAGUCAAGGGUGAAAACGUGAAAACUAUUCAUCAGACAGUCACUGGCACCCUGAGCAAGAAGAGCAACCCAGAAAAAGUUAACUACUAAAGAAGCUGGUUGAAAGGUGGAAAGGUGGAAGUUGAGUGGAAGGAAAAACUGUGGAAGAAAGAAAAGAAUUAGAGAAAAUAUCCAGUUGCUUGAGCACUUUAAAUGGUCAUCUCCUGGAUGAGUCAGAAUCUAGGUGGACUGCAGUUAAAGUCAGAGGCAUCACACACAAAACUAUCCAGGGCAUGGAUCACAGCUGGAGUCAAUGUCAGAAAUGUCUUGAUUAAGGUAAGAAUAAAAGCAACUGGUCUAAGUGAUUCAAAGUUCUCUUGCCAGAAAUAAAAGUUAAUUUUCAAUUUAAUUUAGAAAUCAAUCCAAGCCCAAGACUGUGGAAGACUAGUUUACAAGCUCCGAAUCCAAGUUGUCUGAAGUCCAGAGGAAAAUUUUUCACAUCCAGAUUUGAGGAUUCUUGUCAUCUGCUGGUGUUGUGUUUUAUCAAGUCCAGAAUAGGACCUUCUAACAGGAAAGCUUAGGUAAUCUCAUGCUUCACUAUAUUGACCAUUGUGUCACUAUGCUUGACUGGCCUGCUAACUCUCCUGAGCUAAAUGCCUUUGAGAAUAUUUGUGGUUUAAAAUCCCUUUUCCCUCUGGUCCUAUGUAAUAUUCCAACUUUCCCAGAAACUGAAUGUGAGGUUUUCAUUUACUGUAUUCCUUAUAGACGCAAUAGACGCUUGAAACAGCGACGUCUCAUCGCCUGUAACGAAUCUAUAAAAUAUGUUUCGCUUUUAUUUUGCUGAAUUAAAUUGCUUUUUCGGUUAUAUUUUAGUUUAUUGAGAUGCACUUGUACUCGUUAACUGCAAAUUUCCAUUUAGUGAAAACAUUAAAAACACACAAACACUAAGCGGCGUGCGCUCCUUCCCCCUCUGCUUGAUUCAUGCGUAAAUGCGCGCACUGAGCACACACACAUUUGCGCACAAUCUCUCAUGUAUUUUACACACACAAAUCUAACAGCAGCGAGGGAGUCUAACGCGUCCGCCCAGUCGAUACGUGUUGUAUACAUAUGCGAACAAAGGAAACACAGACAUAUUUUCCAGUGAAGUGAACGUUUACAACAAUGACCUUAAGAAAAGUUGCAAAAAGAGGGCAGACGCUCGUGUCGCUCUUGCGGUGCUUCUUCCCCACAUGAGGUCGCAACGAGCGCGUUUGAGAGGCUUGGAGAAAGAAAGAAAAAUAAUUAAGUUUAGUUUAAACUGCAACGUGACUGCAGGGGCUGACACUGGUGUUAAAGCCCAAAACAAGCCCGUUAUAUAUAUAU